Hippoglossus stenolepis (Pacific halibut) is the source of this 2905-nucleotide messenger RNA. Its product is annotated as MAGUK p55 subfamily member 4. Gene Ontology annotation, cellular component: adherens junction; plasma membrane. Gene Ontology annotation, molecular function: protein binding. The record is from RefSeq and is a predicted model, not a curated record. The coding region runs from base 347 to 2164 and encodes 605 amino acids. Lineage: Eukaryota; Metazoa; Chordata; Actinopteri; Pleuronectiformes; Pleuronectidae. The transcript is spliced from 21 exons.
GUGAUCUGUUGAAGUACUUAAAGUGAGAGAGAGCGUGAGUGGACGAUAGAUGGAGGAAGCCAUUGGAAAGAGUGAGGAGGUGCGGAGAGGUGGAUGAAGAACACAACAGCAGAUGGAGUGAGUGGCAGGAGGCCGGGGGAGGAAAGAGAAGGACUUUAAAAACCCUAAAAGAGGGCAAAGAGACGGAGAGAGAGAGGGGGCUGAAGAGAGAGAGAGGGGCGGUGGUUGGUGGAUUAAGUCGUGUUAGAGAGGAUUACUGUCUGUUUUGGUUUGGUAGUAAAAUCACAUCCGUGUCAGUCACACACAGAAACAUCAGCAGAGACUGAGAACUGUGGAGACCAUCACCAUGAGACAAGCAAUGGAGGACGGUGUCAGCGAGGUGUUGUCCAGUGUGGUGGAUGAUGUGGGCGAAGCCAUCAGCAGAAACGUCGGCGGUGCUCAGCUGCUCCGUGACCUCCUGACGGCCCCGUGGCUGAGCUCCCUGCUGAAGAUGUACGAGUGCCUGUUGCAGUUCCAGAGGUCGACGCCCAGCCCCUUUCUGCCUUACGCCUCAGGCCUUUCUCACCAGAUCAUGACUGAGAUCCACAGAGUUCACCGUCCAUCAGCUGAGGCCAGAGAACUGUACAGUCUGCUGAGGUGUCCUCACCUGCAGGCUCUCCUGUCUUCCCAUGACAGCGUGGCUCAGUCAGAUUAUGGACCUGUCUUACCGCCGCUGCCUGACGAGUUACCUGAGGAUGAGGAGGCCAUGAGGAUCGUGUGUCUGGUGAAGAACAACCAGCCGCUGGGAGCGACGAUAAGGAGGGACGAGGAGACCGGAGGGAUCUACAUCGCCAGAGUGAUUCAUGGAGGACUGGCCGACCGCAGCGGACUCCUCCAUCCUGGUGAUCUGGUCGUGGAGGUGAACGGUAACCCGGUGCUGGGUCUGGAGCCGGAGCAGGUCAUCCAGAUCCUGAUCAAUUCUCAGGGAACGAUCCUGUUUAAGGUCGUUCCAAACGCAGCUCAGAGCAGCAGCAGCCACAUGUCGGUGUACAUGAAGGCCAUGGUGGACUACUGCCCCCUGCAGGACUCCUCCAUCCCGUGUCCGGAUGCAGGGAUGGCGUUCAGCAGAGGAGACCUGCUGGAGGUGGUGGACCAGUCGGACGGACGGUGGUGGCAGGCCAGGAAGCUGCCGUGCUCGGUGUCCUGUGCUGGACUCAUUCCCUCUGCCAGCAUGUUGAAGAGUAAACAGAGGGAGCAGUGGUGGAGUCAGCCCCUACCGGGCCACAGCUGCAUCCGGCCCUUGACGCUGGCUGAGAACGAGGACGAGGCUGAGGACAAACGCACCCUCACAGAUGUGGAGGAACUGAAUUUUGAUGAGGCUGAUUCUGAUGUCACUGAUGGAAUCUACCUGGCUGGUUUCCGUCGUACUUUCCGUCUGUGGAGGAGAACGUCCUUCAGGAGGAGACGACAGUCCUGCACCUCCUGCUCCCCCAACAGCAGCACUCUGUCCACCCCUUAUGAGGAGGUGGCUCUGUACCAGCGCCCCCCGCAGGAGAACCACCGCCUCAUCAUCCUCGUUGGGGCCUCAGGAGUCGGAGUCAGUGAACUGAGGAAGAGACUCAUCAAACUGAACCCGUCGACCUUCCAGGGACCCGUACCUCACACCACGCGUCCAAUCAGAGCGGGGGAGCAGACAGGAAGAGAGUACCACUUUGUCACCAAAGAGUUGUUUGAGUACAUGGUCUGUAACCACAGGUUUGUGGAGUACGGUGAAUAUAAAGCUCACCUGUACGGGACGAGCACUGACGCCAUCGAUGACGUGCUGAAACGGGGACGAAUGUGCAUCGUCGAUGUGGAACCACAUAGCGUCCAGCCGCUGAGGACGAGAAAACUGAAGCCUUACGUGAUUUUCAUCAAAGUCCCCGACCCAGACAGACUGAGACAGACGAGGAGAGACGCCCGACUCAUCACCAACUGCACCAUCAACAGAGCUUUCACGGAGGACGACUUCGUGGAGCUGGAGGAGACGUCCCUCACGAUGGAGGCAAAGUACAAACAGUUGUUCGACAGCGUGCUGGUGAACGAGGAGCUGCAGGACGCCUGCAUGCAGCUGUGCUCCAUCGUCCAACAGGCUCAGAACGAACCUCAGUGGAUUCCUGUGAGCUGGAGCCGGCCAGAGGCCUAGAGCGGAAUCAAGGGGGGAGGAUUUAAAGGGAAGGUGAGAGGGAGGAAGGAGGAGGAGGUGAUGGAGGAUAGACGAGGAGGAGCUGAGGAGAGAGGAGAGGAAACUGAUGAUUCUCUGUAGGUACCACAGCUGCUUUACGUGCAGUAAUUGAGUAAAUGUACUUAGUUACUUUCCACUAUUGACACUCGACCACUCGAGACGUUUAUGACACAGAAACCUUUCUGUGGAACUCGUGGACCUGCAGACGUCUCAGUGUCUCACCAAAGCUUCACCACACGACUGUUUCUCUGUCUCACACACUCUCAUGGCUUCAUCCGACAAUAACAGUAAAGUUGUUUCAAGAAAAACAUAAUGCUCAAUAAUGCUCAAAUGACCAAAAGAAGCACAAACAAAUGACAUUUUAAUGAGGAGAACGUCCAGUAUGACAUAAACAGGAAACAAAAAGUGACCUAAUCUCUAUUUGACUCUGGAAUAAUGCAGAUGUUCCUGAAUGUCACUGUGUGUAGUUUAAAUGAAAUGUCGUAUAAGACUCUACAUUAUAACUGUUCCUUAUGAGAUGCUGCUGAUCUCAUUGAUCAGUACAUCUGUCCUGGAUUUCAGCUCAUCAGUCAAUGAUGAUCAUGUAGAAUAUCUUAAAUAUCUUUAAACCUUGUGACAUGUUUUGUGCAGAGUGAAAGUGAGCGUCCCCCGUGUUCCUCAGGUUAAGCCUGUGCAGGCAGAUGCAGCUCAGCAGCAGAUUCA